Molecule: messenger RNA, 1377 nt
Organism: Trichoderma aggressivum f. europaeum
Lineage: Eukaryota; Fungi; Ascomycota; Sordariomycetes; Hypocreales; Hypocreaceae
Exons: 1
Coding region: 1-1377 (458 amino acids)
Source: RefSeq, a predicted model, not a curated record
AUGCAGACUCUCAAGAGGUUGCAUCUUUCAGAUGUUAACAUGACCUCUGAGCAAGCCAUUGCGAUAGUCGAAAUCGUGCCAGAAGCACGCCAUCUCUGCCAUCUUAGCCUGCUCGGAAACGCAGACAUUGUGGCCCUGGCUAGCGCCAAGACCGAAGAAGCCCAAGAAGAAGCUUGCGCUCUGUAUGCGUCACUGAUGGCUGCCACCAGGCUAUCCAGGAGCAUGAUAUGUGUGGACAUUGAAGUUCCCCACGAGGAGGCUGGCGAAAUUGUCAAAGCAAUGGCAAAGCAGGUUGUGGCUUACUGCCUACAGAACAUUGAGCACAUGCACGAUGCGGAGAUUAACAAGGCAGUGGCCACGGCCCUCGCCGAGGCCAAGGGAGAGACUGUCGAUACCAGAGCGCCAGGGUAUCCAGACGUGCUGGCGCAUCUCGUCGGCCAUGACGUCCUUGUGCAUGACGAUGUCGAGGAUGACGACUCAGGGCCAGACGAGGACUACGUCAUCGGUGGUACGGGCGUGGUCAAGGCGCUUGCGUGCUGCCUCAAGAACCGUGGCGAUGAAUCCCGCCGGGCAUCCGGGGAAUUCUUCCGCGAGCUGGGCGCGACAGAGGAGGAGCCCUUUGUCGGGCCCAGACUCCCCACUGGCGGCAAGGCCAAGGACUUGUCGAAGCACCUGUUGGCUGGUGCUCGCAAGAUCAGACUUCGUCUGCAGCCGGCGCUGAACAAGGCCAGGGCAAACCCAAGCGAAGACGAGCUCAACUUGCGCAAGCUAAACUUCCUGGACGAUACGCUGCAGGGUAUCAUCAAACGAUUCGAGGACGAGUAUCCCGAUACUCGCGAGGACGCAGAGGAGGCAGUGGUCAAGGCGCCGGCAUCCCAGACCGAGACGGAGAUGCUCUCAUCAUCGCCGCCGACCAUGGAGGAUGCCGUGGCCGCUGGCUCGGACGCCGAAGACGAGCCCGAACAAAAAACACUGUCGCGAUCCAACUCGAUCCUGGGCAAGCAGCUGGCGGAAGAGGAGGGACGUGUACACCGUGCCGGCCACAGGUUCCGAUCUGGAUUCACCGAUCAUAUCGACCUGCUCUCGACGCUCGACGACGUGGAGAACGACCCCAAGCAUGUGCAUGUGUUUGGCGAGCUUGCCGAAGACGUUGGCGGUGAAUUUCUGGAGAUGGCCAAGAAGAAGGGCGCCGUUCAAGCCUUCAAGGAGGACAGGGAGAUGCUGUUCUCAGCGUUGAAAGACAGCGACCCCGAGUACUGGGAGCGCUUCGUUGAAGCGCAGGGCAAGGCUCGUGCCAACAUCAACGUGCCGGCAGCUGAGAAGAAUGAAGAGAGACUGCGACAGGCUCAGGCAGACGAGAGCGCCAUUGCCGACUAA